This is a messenger RNA of Emys orbicularis (European pond turtle), 795 nucleotides long. It is a transcript of the gene CDX1, whose product is annotated as caudal type homeobox 1. The coding region runs from base 1 to 795 and encodes 264 amino acids. Gene Ontology annotation, biological process: animal organ morphogenesis; regulation of transcription by RNA polymerase II; embryo development. The transcript has 4 exons. Gene Ontology annotation, molecular function: DNA-binding transcription factor activity, RNA polymerase II-specific; RNA polymerase II transcription regulatory region sequence-specific DNA binding. The record is from RefSeq and is a predicted model, not a curated record. NCBI's taxonomy places the organism in Eukaryota, Metazoa, Chordata, Testudines, Emydidae. Gene Ontology annotation, cellular component: nucleus.
AUGUAUGUGGGCUAUCUUUUGGAUAAGGACACUAACAUGUACCCUAACCCGGUCAGGCACCCCAGCCUGAACCUCAAUCCCCAGAACUACGUGCCUGCGCCCCCUCAAUAUUCGGAUUUUGCCAGCUACCACCACGUGCCAGGGAUUAACAGUGACCCACACCAUGGGCAACCUGCGGGCGCCUGGGGCUCGCCAUACACACCCACCAAGGAGGACUGGCAUUCGUACGGGCCUGGAGCCGCUUCUUCCGUCGCUAACCCGGGGCAGCUUGGAUUCAGCCCCACUGAUUUUAAUCCAAUUCAGCCUCCAGGCUCUGGACUCCUACCUCCACCCAUCAACAGCUCAGUGGCCCAGCUCUCCCCCAAUGCGCAAAGGCGCACCCCCUAUGAGUGGAUGAGGCGCAGCGUUCCAACCAGCAGCAGCAGUGGUGGUGGGGUGGGGUGGGGCAAGACCAGAACGAAAGACAAGUACCGGGUGGUGUAUACGGACCACCAGCGCCUGGAGCUGGAGAAGGAGUUCCACUACAGCCGCUACAUCACCAUCCGGCGGAAAGCGGAGCUGGCGGCAACGCUCGGGCUCACCGAACGGCAGGUGAAAAUCUGGUUCCAGAACCGGAGAGCCAAGGAGAGGAAGGUGAACAAGAAGAAGAUGCAGCAGCAGACGCAACCCACAAGCACCACCACUCCCACCCCGCCGGCUGUUGGCACCCCGGGUCCCAUCGGCGGCAUCUGCAGCAGCACCACCAACCUGGUCUCCUCUUCCCCAAUGACUAUCAAAGAAGAAUUCAUGCCUUAA